GCGUUCUGAAUAAUCGUUUGGUUAGAGAAAAAUUACUUUUAACAAAUUUUGAUGAUUUAUUAAACAUUAAGUGUCCAGUUGAGUUGUACGAAGCUUUUACUAGUAUUUUUACUAAUAUUUAUAAUGAAUGUUACAAAUCGCAAACAGUUGGGGUAAAUAAAAGUGUUAGAAAUAAAGAAUGGAUAAGUGAAAACUUAAAACGAAUGAUUUUUAAAAGAGAUAGGUUAUUUGUUAUAUGGUGCAAUGAACCAAAAAAUAUGAUAAAAAGAUUGAAUUAUACUAAAUAUAGGAAUAAAUGUAGUAAGGCAAUUUUUAAAUGUAAGAUGGAAUAUGAUAAACAGAAUAUACUAGACUGUAACAAAAAUAUAAGGAAAUUAUGGGAUAAGAUAAAUAGUUUUAUGGUAAUGAUAGAAAAUCACUAGACAACUUAAUACUGUCUAAUAUGGAAAACCAAGGCAAUGUAAAAGAAAUUUGUGAUAAGUUUGCUGAUAACUUUUUAAGUGAAGUUGACCUCAUAAGGCACACAUGUACAGAAAAAUGGUUAGUAAGGGACAAUUACGUUGAUAGACCUGAUGUAUGUAUGAGAUGGCAACCGGUCAGUAAUGGAGAAGUCAAACGUGUGAUUAAUCAAUUAGAUAAAAAUAAAUCGCCGGGAACUGAUCUCGUACGGAUGUCAGACUUAAAGUUAGUUGUUGACAAAGUAAGUCCCGUCAUAGCUAAUAUAGUUAACAUGUCGGUAAAGCAACAUAGGUUUCCGAAUAAAUUAAAAGAAGCCAUAAUUCGUCCAGUCCAUAAAAAGGGUGAUCGAAAAGUUUUUUCAAACUAUAGACCAAUUGCUAUAUUAUCAAGUAUUGACAAAAUUAUCGAGAAAUGCAUAACAAAUCAACUAGGGUUUUAUUUGCAAAAAAAUAACAUAUUAAAUGAAUGUCAGCACGGUUUUCAGAGGGGCAAAAGCACUAAUACUUUAUUAUCAAAAUUCACUGAUGAAAUUAAUUCGAAUUUAGAAAAUAAAAAAUUUGUUGUUGCUAUUUUUUACGAUUUCAAAAAAGCAUUUGAUACCUUAGAUACAGAAACACUUUUAAAUGGAAUGGACGAAUGUGGCGUGGGACAGCCGCUAAACCAGUGGUUCCGUGACUAUCUCACAUCGCGCAUUUUCCGUGUAAAGGUUGGUGACACGCUUAGUGAGGCGCAUGAGGUGAAAUGCGGGGUGCCACAAGGUUCGGGGUGUGGGCCUAUUUGCUACUUACUACAUGUUAAUAGCCUAUGUGACGUUCUUCAGUAUUCCUCUGCAUACAUGUUCGCAGAUGACCUAUGUACACUACGGGCUGGUACCAAUCUAGUGGAGACGUGUCACCUAAUACAGCAAGAUAUAGAUUCGGUAGUUAAAUGGUCUCAUGAUAAUGGCAUCGUCUUAAACUCAGAUAAAACCAAGUUUCUUAUCAUUCAGUCACCUUAUAUGUGUUAUACUGACUCGUCUCCUCAAAUGUAUAGUCAUAACUUUGAAUGCCUCCAUAAUGGUCAGAAUAGUUGUCAAUGUGAGCCUAUCAAAAAAGUCGAUUGUGUAACCUACCUCGGUGUUAAAGUUGAUACUAACUUCUCGUGGUCCAGCCAUGUAGAUUAUAUUUGUAAUAAGUUAAGAUUACUUCUAAGCAAAUUUUAUCACUUAAGCUUUAAAGUUCCUUCUGCUACUUUAAAAUGCUUAUAUUUUUCAUUGGUAGAUUCGAUUUUGGGAUACGCCCUUGACAGUUACGGUCUUACAUUCAAAAUCUACAUCGAUAAGCUUGAAGCACUACAAAUUAGAUUUUUAAAGUUACUAGUUAAUAAAAAAACUAAAGAUAUCUGUAAAGGUGAUUACACAAAAUUGUUCAAAAUCUGCAAAAUACUUCCAGUAAGUUUAAAACAUAAGUAUUUACUUGCCUUAAAUAAUUACAACUGUCGAGAACGUACUCUAAUACUAGUUAAGCAUGGUCAGGGUACACGGUCGAAAUCUGCAGGCAAAUUUGUAGUACCUAAAGUAAAUAAUUACUACGGGGACAGAACUUUAAAGAAACGUCUACCGUACUUUCUCAAUACACUACCUGAGGAUAUUCGACGUGAACCAGUAAAAAACAUAUUUAAAAACAAAUUAAAGCAACACUUAUUGGCUAGUCUUAGUGCUUAACUUUAACAUUAUUAUGUAAAUGAGACUCAAAUGUUCCUGCAGAUAAACUGCGUAAGCAGUUUUGCGGGAAUAUGCAUAUUAAAAAACCAAACUUUGUACAUUU
Molecule: messenger RNA, 2264 nt
Organism: Parnassius mnemosyne (clouded apollo)
Lineage: Eukaryota; Metazoa; Arthropoda; Insecta; Lepidoptera; Papilionidae
Source: the annotation of a GenBank genome assembly